Messenger RNA from Mizuhopecten yessoensis (Yesso scallop), 966 nucleotides. RefSeq names its product coagulation factor V-like. The record is from RefSeq and is a predicted model, not a curated record. The annotation marks the transcript as partial. NCBI's taxonomy places the organism in Eukaryota, Metazoa, Mollusca, Bivalvia, Pectinida, Pectinidae. The transcript has a single exon.
CACAGCACUGGAUCAUCAUCAGUCUCUCAUAGCACCGGAUCAUCAUCAGUCUCUCAUAACACCGGAUCACCAUCAGUCUCUCACAGCACUGGAUCAUUAUCAGUCUCUCAUAACACCGGAUCAUCAUCAGUCUCUCAUAGCACUGGAUCAUUAUCAGUCUCUCAUAACACCGGAUCAUCAUCAGUCUCUCACAGCACCGGAUCAUCAUCAGUCUCUCAUAACACCGGAUCACCAUCAGUCUCUCACAGCACUGGAUCAUUAUCAGUCUCUCAUAACACCGGAUCAUCAUCAGUCUCUCAUAGCACCGGAUCAUCAUCAGUCUCUCAUAACACCGGAUCACCAUCAGUCUCUCACAGCACUGGAUCAUUAUCAGUCUCUCAUAACACCGGAUCAUCAUCAGUCUCUCAUAGCACUGGAUCAUUAUCAGUCUCUCAUAACACCGGAUCACCAUCAGUCUCUCACAGCACCGGAUCAUCAUCAGUCUCUCAUAACACCGGAUCACCAUCAGUCUCUCACAGCACUGGAUCAUUAUCAGUCUCUCAUAACACCGGAUCAUCAUCAGUCUCUCAUAGCACUGGAUCAUUAUCAGUCUCUCAUAACACCGGAUCACCAUCAGUCUCUCACAGCACCGGAUCAUCAUCAGUCUCUCAUAACACCGGAUCACCAUCAGUCUCUCACAGCACUGGAUCAUUAUCAGUCUCUCAUAACACCGGAUCAUCAUCAGUCUCUCAUAGCACUGGAUCAUUAUCAGUCUCUCAUAACACCGGAUCACCAUCAGUCUCUCACAGCACCGAAUCAUCAUCAGUCUCUCACAGCAUUGGAUCAUCAUCAGUCUCUAAUAGCACCCGAUCAUCAUCAGUCUCUCAUAGCACCGGAUCAUCAUCAAUGUCUCAAAGCACCAGAUCAUCAUUAGUCUCUCAUAGCACUGGAUCAUCAUUAGUCUCUCAUAGCACAGGAUCAUCAUCA